Molecule: messenger RNA, 6404 nt
Organism: Nymphaea colorata (pocket water lily)
Lineage: Eukaryota; Viridiplantae; Streptophyta; Magnoliopsida; Nymphaeales; Nymphaeaceae
Exons: 2
Coding region: 5236-6309 (357 amino acids)
Source: RefSeq, a predicted model, not a curated record
AACAGUAGUUCUUCUCCACCUAUAAAUAAAGGAGAAGGUAGCAAAGAGAGGACCAUCAGUAAUCUAUCGAUCGAGUCAUAGAGCGAGUGAGUGAGAAAGAAAGAGAGAUAGUCCCUUCGGGCUUAUGUAUAUUCUAGCCAUGUCUGCCUAAGGAGUUGUAACCUCCUUCUGUCUAAGGGAAAGAUGUUAAAAGUCCAAUAAAGAUGUGAAAUCUUUACGAACAGAUCCUUGUUUGUAAGUUCUUCCUUUUCCUUUUCUGUUUACCUUAUGCUUUCUAUUAUUACAUUUGCAAGGCCAAGAAUUUAUCAGGUUCUCUGCCUAUUUUGGCCCAGAAGCAUCUGUCGCUAUUUUCAUAGUGAAGAGCUCUCUUGGGAAGACUAGUGGAUGUCUCAUCCUCUAUAAAUCUUCCUAUUUUCCAUUCUAGUCCUGCAAGUUCUUCUGAUUGUAGGAUUUGGGUUUGAUAAAUUUAAUGCUUUGUGAUGCUAACGCAUCUACAAUACCAUCAAUAUUCAAGUUAUAUCUAACUUGAUCAUUGUUACUUAACCUUCUUACUGUGGCAACAGAGACUAGAAGGUUAUCUCCUUCUGUCAUAUCUUCAUAUCCCCGUGUUUGAAUUCCUACACAGAAGUAUUUUUGAAAAUCUCUAAAACUCAUACAAGUAUUAGGAACCAAAUAUAUAAUUUUAGCUCCCUGGUUGAGAUCGAUUUCCAUUGCCCCCAAAUUUGCUUUAGCAGCUUUGUUGAAACGUUUGUCAAGAAUCAUGACAAAACAUUUGGUUCCAGUCUCUUUCCUAUGAAGAGGUCUGAUUUUUGUGGCGAUUAAACCUACAUGAAUUAGGUUAUAACUUAUGUUUGGUUACUCGGAACAGAUAUGACCACCUCUCUAUUGUACGCGUAUCUACCUUGCAGAGGUCUCCAUUUUGAAUGCCAUACAAGAUUUCAAGGUUUAGGAUUUGUCUAACACCCCUUUCUUGUUGGUCUUCAGGGAUCUUAGCGAUUUCCUCUAACUGCAUGUUAUGAAGGUAGCUAGAAGAGGCACGAUCUCUUCGUCUUCUGAAUGUUUCGCCUAAAAAGGUUAGACGAGACUGGUUUCCUGAAGAAGGACUUUCCCUCAGGGUUCUAGAUCUACCAUAGAAUGGUAAGGUUCAAGUUUCACUUACGGUAUGAGUUGGAUAAUUACCUUCUUCUGUCUUUAAGGGGUUCAAAGUUAAAAGUUUGAAAGAUGUUGGACCCUCACCACCUUAUCUCCUAAUUUGACACAUUAGGAUACUUUGUUUUGUGCGUACAUUUAUCGCACAUACAAUGGGUGUCUUUAUAGUGGGACUCUCCACUAUAUUAUCAUCCUUAUCCUCAACUUUGUCUUGUUGUAAUGAUAAGGCUCCAUUAUUUCACAAAGAAACUUUCAUUUUCUUGAUGCGGUUGGCAGUCUUUGUCAUUUUGUAAAGACGAGGCUCCAUUAUUGCUCUCAGAAUCUUUGCUAUUCUGGGUACAAUUUGUCUUGUUAUUAUCUUCUAGAAAACAUAGUUUCCUCUUUUUUUGGUUGUCAUGCAAGUAGCUUUCAUGAAGAUGUGUUUUCUUCUGAUGAAUCUGAAAAUAUUUUUGAGUGGCGUCCUCUUUUGAUAAUAAAAUCGUCACAUCUUGAUAUGAUGUCUGAGUCUGGUGUCAUUCUUUUGAUUCUCUGCCACAGACAUAACAAGUCUGCUUCUCGUGUUUCAUGAGAUUGCAGUAAAACUUGGCAAUUUUCUGAGAACAUGUAUGGUCUCUUAUAUCAAUUCUUUUCUGGAAUGCAUGUAGUUUUGCUAAAGAAGAACGAUCCUUUUUUUUGGCAAUACUGAUCAAAGCACAACGGCUACUGGAGGCAUGAUGCUACCAAAUAGCGUUUUCCACGUAGGCUUUUGCAGCCUUAACAAUGGCUUUAAGGCCUAUUGUUCUCAUGUAAUGGAUUAUUUCCAUUAAAUCCUUAUUACAAGGAUAAGCCUUUUUCUCUUGAACUCUAUCAAAAGUCAGCUCGUAAUUUUUUCCUACAAUCCCAAUAUGAAUUAGGUGUAGGCUAGAUUUUUCUUUAAAAAGUCUAUUUUCUCUUUGGAUAAUUUCAAGAUCAGCUGAAAAGAACUUUAAAAAAUAAGAGUCUCGUUAGAAACUGCUGAGUUAUUGAUAGAAAAUUCUUUUACCGUCUUCACAAUUUCAAGAAAUAAUAGUUUUAUUUUUUUGAAUGAAGGAGAUAAGUAAAUGUUACUGAUUGAUGCAAAACUGAACUAUUUUGCAAUAAAUUCAGGUGGAGUACCUUGAAGACAUGAUUCAGGAAUAAAUUCCUGAAAAAUUUGUCAAAAAAUUUUCUUGUGGAUCUUCCACAGGGAGUUUAUAUAAUUCGAAAAGAUUUUUUCCGUAUAAAUCGACUAGUUCAAGAUUUUUUGGAAUCGUUUCUAUUGCAAAUCCUGCGGGGUAUUGAAUCUUCUCAGUUUUUGAGGUUUUAAAACUAUGUCGGCCGCUGUAAAAACAGAGGAUUGUCCUUUAUCCUUCUCAGUUUUUUGAGUCAGAUGCAAGUUGUCUUCAACCACUGAAAUUUCAAGGGUUCGAAGUUUCUCUUUCCCGAUUUUCUGGUCUGAAGGCAACUUUUGAUCCUCAAUGAUUUUACCCAUUUAAGACUUGGUUUUGCAACCCUUGUAACCACACCUGCUUUUACCAGGGAGGUUAAUUCUUUCUCCAAAUUUUGGAGGUGAUCAAACACAAUAUCCUGUUGCUUUAAAAAGUUUGAUUGUUUUUCAAAGAACUCUGUUAACAACUUUUGUUGUUGCCUCCUGUGCUCGAAGAACAUAUCAACUGCCUUCGAGAUUUUUUCAAGAAUGUCUUCCAUCUUUUCCCUGCAAAUUAAGCAAUCUAUAAGAUGUCAGAUAUACUAUUGUCCUUACAUUUGAUAUGUUCAAAAGUGCACUGUAAGAAUAUUGAGUUACAAUAUCCCUGAAAUUGAGUUAUCUUCUUGCAGAUGAUCUUUUGUGUGUUUCAUAUAACUGCGAAUGAAACUUAACAAUAUCUUCACAAUCAGUUCGUAUUGUAAAAUCUUUCUUAACAUAAAUAAUUCAAAUGCUUUUAAAGCAUAAGAAAUUGCUCUAUUUAAGAUAUAUUACCUUUUUCUUUAAAUUUACCAGACGCACAUCUGCAAAUUUCUUCACUUGAUUUAGGGUCAUAUUUUGAGGGCUUAGCAAGCAAAGCUUCUCCCCGUCCAAAAUGUGAUCCAUCGGUUUGGAUUAUCAAAUAAUCAGUAUUAAGUGGUAACCUUUAACCGCAGAUCUCUUAUAUGAACUGCCAUAUUUUUCUCUUCUUCUAACGAGAGUUUGAUAUUGGCUGUUUUUAUUCUUAAAUCAGGAUUGAUUCUGUCAAGUUUACACAUAACUUGGUUUUUCACCCAAUAUUUUUGGGGAUUAUCUCCUAUGAUUUCUAGCUUUGAUAACCUAGAUAUUAGGUCAUCUAUUUCUUGGUAGCUUGAAUUAAUUCCAACUUGCUCGACACAAUUUAGAAUUCCUUUUGUAUCUAGAACAUAAUCAAAUGUUCCAACUUCCAAAUCUAUCAACAUCAACAUCAACUAAUCAUUGAUAAUUCGGGAUUAGAAGGUAUUUUCGUUCAUGUUCUAGAAAAGUUGAGAUAUAUUCCUUAUCCAUGAUAAUUUGACACAUCAUGGCUUGCUUUCUAUUUUUCUUGAUUUUUAAAUAUUUUUUAAAAUUAAAAAAUUAAUUUUACGAUACGCUAGCUACAUUUGCGAUACGUUACGAUAUAGCGCAUAGGUCGGCCAGACCAAUACGCGAUACGCUACGCCUUUUAUAACAUUGAUAGAAACUAUUGAAUAGAUGGAUUCUGAGUCACUAACAUAUUCAUCUCCGCUAAUGAGUUCUUCAUUAGUGAUAUUUAAUAAUAUCGCUUCUUUAGAAUACAAGUUCAUUAGUUUAGGGCAAUGGCUUCCUAAAUGGUCAUUGUUUUUACAAACAAUGCAACUUAAUUUAUUUUUAUAAUUUCUUUUCUUAUCAUACUUACGGACGUGCUUGUCCUUAUUUAAGUAUGGUGCUUUGCUUUCUGAUUUUCUCAAAAAAUAUCUUUUAUUAGGCAUUCUGGGUUUAGAUUUUGAAACGAUCCUUUUACCCCUUCUUUUAGUAGGGUUUCUUUUCACAGGAUUAUAUCCAUAAGUCUGAGUUGUGUAAAUGUUUUUGCAAAAAGAAUGAUCUCCUUUUACCUGUUUUUCGAUUUUUAUUUUUGUACAUUUCUUUUCCAGAAAUCUAUAAACGUAUCUUAUCCUGAAUCCAAUAUUUUGCAUAAAGGGAUGUGCAUUCAUAUCUUUGAGAUAGAUGGGCCAGUUGUUUACCAUCUCCUUUCCCAAUGCUCCAGGUAAUUUCCUAAAGAGUGUCUCCUAUAUUACUAUCAUACGCAUUUCCAGAUAAGAAGGUGUAAUAAUAGUAAUCAUUUAAAAAUUGUUUAAUAUGACUCCAACUUGUUGAGUUGUUCCAACAUGUUAAGGGCUUCAUAUUGAAGCUCUAUCGUUCCCAUGUUAGGGCUAGCACCUGUCAGAAUAAUUUGUAUUCUAAAUACAAAAUUAUAAGUGUUAGAAUAUAUUGUAUUGGGAACCGGGUCCAUAUCUGGACCCAGUCGUGUGGGGCACGGAUACCGAGGUGGGCUCGGUACCCUAGGCGGCACCUCUUUCUCUCCCUCCUAUAUAUUCUUCACUUACAUGUAAUUGUUGAGAUAAGUGAAUAUUAUUUUCUCUCUCCUAGGGUUGCGGUUUGCCCCUAGGUCAGAGCUUCCCCGUGGUUUUUCACCUCUUUCUGAGGUUUUCCACGUAUAUUGUGUGUUCUUUCUCUGCUCUCUCCUUGUGGUUCGUGUUUCUACAUGGUAUCAGAGCCACCGCGUGUGAGAUCGUUGGUGUGCAAGUAGUGAUUUUUCCGCCGUUCUCGUGCCGCCUCCGUUGCCGUUUCCAGAACCGACGCCGCCCAUCGUUCCCAGCGCCGUCGUCGUUUUUCCGCCGUCCAGGAACGCCGCUGCCGUCGUUCCCAGCGCCGUCGCCGUCGCUUCUCCCAGCGCCGCCGUCGCCUGGGUUAUCUCCGCUGCUCUGCCGCCGUUGCUGUUCCCAGCGUCGCCGUCCAUUGCUCCCAGCACUGCUCUGCCGCCGUUGCUGUUCCCAGCGCUGCCCUGCGCCGCCGCCGGGUGUCUUGUUUCCGCCGGCCGCCGGUUGUGACCUUCUUUGGGGAUUGCGAUGGCUGACACCGCGAUGCCCAAGCUUGAUGAUGCCCUCGACACGGGCAGCAAUACCAAGGGUGAGAACUUGCCUGUUCAUGUCACCUCCAUUCGGCUGAACAAGGAUAACUAUCUCUCGUGGUUUGCUGCCCUAGAAAUCGGGAUUACUAGUCGUGGUCGCCUGCACUAUAUCACUGGGGAGAAGCCUGCACCUUCUAAAACUGAUUCGCAAUGGCCGACCUGGGCGUUGGAGGAUAGUCAGGUUAAAGUAUGGAUUAUUAGUUCGGUUUCCGCAGAUAUUCAGCCCUUGAUCUUGCGUAAAUCGACGGCGUAUGAUAUGUGGACUGUUCUUGCACGUAUGUAUGGUCGUAAGAAGCGUGUUUUACGUGCCUAUCAAAUCAAACGUAGCAUAUAUGCUCUUAAACAGGAUGACUUAUCUGUUGCCUCCUUCUAUGCCGCCCUGAAGACCAAAUGGGAGGAACUUGACUAUCAUGUGAAUGAUGACUGGAAAUGUGGUGUAGAUCAUGCCCUGUAUUGGGAAAAGGAAUGGAUGGACCGCACCUUUAUCUUCCUUGGAGGCCUGCGUGAUGAGUUUGAAACCAUUCGAAGCCAGAUUCUUAACUGUGAUGAGAUUCCUGGCAUCGAAGAGGUGUAUGCCCGUAUUGAGUCUGAGGAGCAACGGCGCCAGAUUAUGCAUAUUGACUCCCAUCAGGGGAGUUCUCCAGCAGCCUUUGUGAGCCAUACUUCAGGGACGGGGCAGCGUCCUACUCGACGAUGCAGCCAUUGCAACAAAGUGGGUCAUUCUGAUGAUUUUUGUUGGGAUCUUCAUCCUGAGAAGCGUCUCGUCCGAGGUCGUCCUCCUCCUCAUCGCCGUGCUUCUUCUGUGCCAGAGCCUAGCCCGGGGUCGUCCAAUGUUGCCAAAUCCAAGCUCUCCUCAUAUCAACUCAGAGAGUUGCAAGCCUACAUUAGUCGGUUGUCUACCCAGGAUGAUGCUUCUACUUCUGAGGGGGCUAAGUUAGCCCAGGCUCUGGUUGCUACUAGUGAUCAAGGACUUGGGGACGGGGCAGAAGAUUGGGAUUGGUUCGGCUAUUGAUGGGCUCUACAGACUGCCCGUUCGAGUUGCUUCUGCUUUGAUUUCAGCCACCAGUGGACAGUUGCCUGGCGUGGAGGCCAGAUCCGUCAUUAUGC